AUGGACGGCAGGAGAAAGAAUAUUGCCACCACCAGUGACGGUGGCAGUGGUGGUUCUAAUUUCCAAAUGCCACUCCACUACCCAAGGUACACAAAGGACGAGUACAAGGAACUACCAGAGUGGAUGCUUGACCAAUUACUUGCUCAAUAUGGUCUGUCCGCCAGUGGCCACCGUGAUUUGGAGUCCAAAAGGGAGUUUGCAAUGGGGGCUUUUCUUUGGCCACCACAACACCCGCCACCACCGCCUAGUAAUUACCAUGAUCAGCUGGCAGCACACCGCUACCGCUUCAACGGAAAGAUUUGCUCCGCUUCCCCAAAUGUUUGGUCUUUUCUACGCAAAAAGAAAGUCUGA
Lactuca virosa is the source of this 351-nucleotide messenger RNA. Lineage: Eukaryota; Viridiplantae; Streptophyta; Magnoliopsida; Asterales; Asteraceae. The record is from the annotation of a GenBank genome assembly.